This is a messenger RNA of Oryza sativa Japonica Group (Japanese rice), 909 nucleotides long. Lineage: Eukaryota; Viridiplantae; Streptophyta; Magnoliopsida; Poales; Poaceae. The record is from RefSeq and is a predicted model, not a curated record.
AGGAAACACAAAGCAUCUGAUCAGGAAAACAUAAUGGCUUCUUUCAUUUCCUUUCUGCUUCUUGCUGCUCUUAUUGGGAUGGCCUCAUGGCAGGCCAUUGCAGCAGAACCUAGCCCUCUCCAAGACUUCUGCGUUGCCGAUCUGAAUUCCGCAGCAGUGCGUGUCAAUGGAUUUGCUUGCAAGAACCCAACGAACGUGAGUGCAGAUGAUUUCUUCAAGGCAGCCAUGCUUGACAAGCCAAGAGAUACGGCGGUCAAUAAGGUUGGAUCAAACAUCACUUUGAUCAACGUCAUGGAGAUACCAGGUCUCAACACACUUGGCAUCUCAAUAGUGCGCGUCGACUAUGCACCCUUGGGUUUGAACCCACCGCACACUCACCCUCGUGCAACUGAGAUCUUUACGGUGCUCGAAGGGACACUUUACGUUGGAUUUGUCACGUCCAACCCAGACAACAAGCUCUUCUCAAAGGUGCUCAAUAAGGGUGAUGUGUUUGUGUUCCCUAAGGGGCUCAUUCACUUUCAGUUCAACCUUGACCCCCAUAAGCCCGCAAUCGCUACCUCAGCAAUUAGUAGCCAAAAUCCUGGGAUUAUUACUAUUGCAAAUGCAGUGUUCAGAUCAAACCCACCGAUCUCGGAUGAUAUUUUGGCCAAGGCAUUUCAGGUGGAUAAGAAGAUUAUAGAUUUGCUCCAAGCUUAGUUCUAGAGAGCAAUUGAUAAUUGUCCUAUUCUUUGCAACACUAUGGGACAAUUACAUGCAUGGACCUGAUGAUCUGUGCCAUAUAUAGUACAUAGAAUGAAUAGGCUUUCGUGCUGAUUGAUGUCAUUAUAUUUGUUAAAUUUUUUAUCCUAAUUAAUUAAUAAUACAUGGAAUACAUUGGACUAUGGUGUCCUUUUUCCUCGUUACUUUAAA